GCGUCGCAGACAGACCGGGUGCAGAGGGACGGUGAUCCGCAUCCGCGCUGCGCACAAACCAAAGCGUUCGUGCGUUAAACGCGCAGCUCCGGCUGGAUUUACUGCGUCGGCUGUAGCUGCUGCGAGGGAGGCAGAGCGGAGCCGGUGCAGCAGGAGGACGAGGAGGAGCGGAGGACUGAGAGAGAGGAGGCUGAGAGAGGAACGGGGAAACCGUCCGAGCACCGGGAGGGACCCCGCCCGGCCAGCGACCGUCACAGCUGUCAGCCAGAGUUGGCGACUGAGGAGAUGAACUGUAUGAGGAAGAGCGAAUGAGAAGAAAGGAAUAGAAAAAGGAGAGAAACAUCAACCAGAGGAGAGGAGGAGAGAGGAGGAUGUUGGGAGUUUUAUGAAAGAGAAGAGGUUUGAUUUUUUCCCUUUUUUUUAAAAAGAAGAAAAGGUGGGACUGACAGUGACCGGAGCUGGACGCUUUGGAGAGCGAGCUGAGGAAAACGGGAUUAGCUGAACGAAGGAGGAAACAUCUGGAUGGUCUCCAGUGCUGCGGCCUUCAAAGAUGGCCUCCAACUUCAAUGACAUCGUCAAGCAGGGCUACGUACGCAUGCGCAGCCGCAAGCUGGGGAUCUAUCGGCGUUGCUGGUUGGUGUUCAAGAAAUCUUCCAGCAAAGGACCUCGUCGUCUGGAGAAAUAUCCUGACGAGAAGGCUGCCUACGUCAGAGCGUGUCCUAAAGUAACGGAGAUCAGCAACGUCAAGAAUAUCACACGACUGCCACGUGACACCAAGCGACAGGCGGUGGCCAUCGUGUUCACAGAUGACACCUCACGCACCUUCACCUGUGAAUCAGAGCUGGAGGCAGAGGAUUGGUUCAAGACGCUGUCGAUUGAAUGUCUGGGGAUGCGGCUCAAUGACAUCAGUAUGGGAGAGCCGGAUCUGCUGGCUGCUGGAGUGCAGUGUGAACAUACAGAGCGCUUCAACGUGUUCCUCCUCCCCUGCCCCAACCUGGACAUCUACGGCGAAUGCAUGAUGCAGAUCACCCAUGAGAACAUCUACCUGUGGGACAUCCACAACCCUCGCACCAAGCUGGUCACCUGGCCACUCUGCUCGCUCAGGCGCUACGGACGGGACGCCACCCGCUUCACCUUCGAGGCCGGACGGAUGUGUGACAGCGGAGAGGGACUCUACACCUUCCAGACCAGAGAGGGGGAGCAGAUCUACCAGAGGGUUCACUCGUCUACGCUGGCCAUCGCCGAGCAGCACAAGAAGGUCCUGCUGGAGAUGGAGAAGAACAGCAGGCUGCUGUCUAAGGGUUCAGAGUCCGGCUCCUACCCCUGCACCCCCACCGCCAUCCUGCCCCGAUCCGCCUACUGGCACCACAUCACUGGAAACCAGACCGGCAUGGAUCCUGGCAGCGGUGACGCCGCAGAAGACGAGCUGCUGUCCACUCACCUGCUCCCCAACCGCCAUGCAACGCUGCCCCUGGCGAACACACACGCACAGUCCCAGCCGCACAUACACACACACUCCCCGACACACUAUCCCACCUUCCCCGGACAGUGACACACACAGGAGGACGCGGACUUUGAAAAGGAGGCACAAACACCCACAGGACCCACAUGCAUGCAGACACACACUCCCUCCUUAUAUUUGACAGCCCAACAUUACACCUCACACAGCGGAGGCGAAGGUAACACCAGCCAGCACGCCAUCCUGGAGGCAGGAAGUGGAAGUGCGCAGCGCCCACAGGAGGCGGGUUGGCAUGCUGUGUGACGUGAGGACUAAAAGCUCUCAGCUUUAAAGCAGAGCAGAGCGCCUUGAAGAUUGUAGGGAUGUUUUUAUACUGAAUUUAUACUGCAGGUUCCUUUUGAACUCAGAAACAUAAACAGGAGACGAGCGGCAGUACGAGAUGUUACAACGAUGUGAAACUACACGGUGGUCUGUUAAUGUCCCGCUGCUCCUCACACCAAACAUCAGUUUGCCAUCUGCUGGCUGUAGUUUGUCAUGUGUAUGAAUAUGUAUUUUAUCUUUAUUUAACUCACUAACAGUCACAUGCUAGCUUGGCUACUAAGCACGAAUUCAGCCCACUUUAGAGUAUAAAGCAGUUUUAACUUUCAUUCACAGGUUUGUUAAGUCUGAGUUACGGGUCCAAAUCUUCCUUCGGGCCCUAAAAUCAGUCAAACUCUGAGGAACUGCAGCAGGUUCAAAACGGUCCAGAUUCUCUCAGCUCCAGUAAAAUGAUCUUCUCACAGCUGUUUCAAUAAAGUUUAACCAAAAAGAGGAUUCACGAGGGUUAGGUGAGUUAGAAAUUAGCAGGAAGUUAGGAUUUAAGAUGAUAAACCAUGUUUAAGGAUUUCCAACAGCUCUGCUGGUGAAGUCGAGCUAGCUGACACGAUGAUGUGCGAAACACGUUAGCACAGCCACUGUGUUUGAAGACUGUAUAUGAAUGAUGGACGUAGCUACACGACACUAACACAUUUUUGGUUUUAAUCUCUGAAACUUGAUGUGACUGUAAAACUGUGACACUGCACUCUCAUUGGGUGGAGACAAUCACACUGUUUGUCAGUCUUCUGGACUUUAAGGGAACCACAGUUUGAAUGAACAUUAUUAACAUCAUGUUGUAUUCAGUUAGACUUGAAACUAUCUUCUGAAACCCAUCAGGAACAUGUUUCCUAAGCUCAGAGGUGUAUCUGAAAGUCUUUUUUUCCACCCUUAAAAUGCAGGUUUGAGGCACGUCAGCAUUAGCUUCACUGUUUAGCUGUGUCCAUCUUUAUAUGCAGUCUGUGGUACACACUGAGGCUCGAUCAUUUAAGUACAGACCUGUCAGUUCUCCAUCUCAGAAUGAUCUUAUGUGCCAUCAAAAGAUGUCAAAAGCGAGCGUCACUGAGAUGAGCCACAUCGUCAGCAGGAGGUUAGUCAUUACGAUUCCCCGGGGUGGUUUAGAUCACUUGGUACCAAGCAGUUAAAUCUUUGUUGGUCAGACGGGGAUUAAACCUGGGACACCACGAACCCGGCACUGUGCAUGAAUGGAGCUAAUAAAAAGCUGCACAGGGCAGAUUUUUCAGCAUUAAUGCCUUUUGGAAAACAUUGAGCGGCAUCUGAAUAAGACGUGCUGUGUGGACCUGGAAACAGUUCAACACCACGAAUGCCAUCACACAGAAACCUACAAACCAAGGUGGCUUUAAAGCAUAUUUAGACCUAUGUGGUUACAUACUGUAGUUCCCUGUAUAGCUUAGGUAUUUUCUUUUUAUAAUAACAAAACUGUGAAAUGCCAAAUUUUGGUCAGAUUUCCACAGUUUUUUAUAUGGUGUGUACAGUAGGAGUAGCAAUGUACGGUCUGACGUUCUAGCUUGGUGAUCCUGCCGUGGGGUUCUAAUCAGUUAAGUUCUUCAAGGGCCAGAGGGCUGCACGGUGCCUUAACAGCACCGCGUGGACUGUGCAGACACGCUGACAAACACUCGAUGAUUUCUGCGUUCAGCCACAUCUGGAUAAAUGCCUUUGGUUUCACUGAUAAAUGUGACUUUGCAGUUCCAGGAUCUGUUCACUGAGCUGAACUUUGGGGUGAAGCUGUGGUUACAUCCUUUGUUAUGGAGUGACUCCUAAACUGGGUCAGAGCUUCGGCCGUUUUCAUGUAUCUGCACUGAGCCGUAUUCACGCAUCUGUUAUUUUCUUUGUGUCCACGGGUCAGAAUCAGAGGAGUGCCUCACAGUGUAGCGUUAAACAGAAAAGGAUUUUGAAGACAUUUGUCUGUCAGUAACUGAUAUUCAGUCAUUACAUUUUUCACUCUCCUUUCUUACAAUGGUAACCCGCUUCAAAUUGAAAACUCUCGGCAUCCCUGGAAAGGUGUGUGCCAGAGUCCUGCCGAAGACCGCCUGUUAUUUGAACGUCACAUGCGCUCGUCAGGUCUUUAUCCGCUCAUGGAUACUUGAGUCUACGUUUGUUUUGUAGACUUGAAGAAGACCUUCGACCGUGUCCCUGCAGGGAGUUCGGUGGGCGUUGUGGAGCUCAGUCAUUCAGGAGGAGUUCAGAGCAGAGCCCUUCUCCUUCACAUUGAAAGGAGGCAGAGUGAGGUGUUCCAGCAUCUGAUCGGGACGCAUCCUCUGUGAAGUUUUUCACGUCCAACCAGGAGGAGAACCCGGGGCAGACCCAGGACACAGUUUAUGUCUCUCUUGGUUUAGGAGAAGCCUCGGUGUACCCUGAGAAGAGCUGGAGGAGGUUGCUGGGAGAGGGAGGUCCAGAGGUCUCUGCUUAAACUGCUGCCCCUGGACCCGGAUAAGUGGUAGAAAAUGGAUUCCUGGAUGUAAAAUAGGGAAAUGUGUUGAAGAAGAGUAGAAGUGGAAAUAAUACAGGUUUCACUUCUGCCCUGAGGUCACCUCAGAGAGGCACUCGAUGAUCAAAGGGCACUCGGGCCGUGAAGCACUCUGUGAUGUGACAAUAGGGACAAAAUUAUCCGUGAAGAGAAACCCUGAAGCUGCAGCAGUGCUGUCAUCAGCAGACCGAUAGCAGCACAGUUCAGUGGGGGUUUAAUCACAUACAUGGCCUAUUUCUUUGCUUCCACUGAAUCAAAGUAGUCCAGGUGGUCAGGACAUUAUCUUGAAUAGCGCUUCCAGAGAGCGUCUCAGUGUUUAGCCAUUUUUUCUGUUAGGAUUAGUAUAAUUACGCUCAUCGAGUUUAAUAGCGAGUCGCAGCUCUGGGAACACGGAUCAAAAGAACCAGGAAGCAGGAGUCAGACGAUGAGACGGGCUUCAGAAAAACCAAAUGUUCCUCAAACUGUGGAAGUGAAACUGAGAUGGCCGACGGGGGAUGGGCUCUGGUUCUUGAUUGGUUAUUAAUGUUUAUUGAUGGUGUUGAAAGACUAAUGCCUUUGCCUUCUCUUACUCUGAUAAAGACCUGAGAUGUCCACCUUGUACAGGUGACGUAGGUGCCGGGACAGCAGAGGUGGGGUCAUGUUUUUUUCCCGCUGUGGGCUCAGAUCAGCCUUCUUCUGCUGUCUUUUCACUUAAUUCUUGGUUUUCCAGACUGUUGCUUUAACAGUGGGAUUUUUUCCGUGUCACUGUUAGAAACCUGGACGUUCCCGGGCGGUGGGGUUUGAUUCACGCUGGAAUCCUCCUCUGACAUCACCGUUUGUUUUUCCAUCACUGAAACAUGACAGGGCUACGCAUUUCAUUUGUCGUUCACGUGAUGGAAGCGGUGUAAUGUGUGUAGAUGUGUUUUUGUGUAACCUCCUGAGAGAGCCGUGUACAUAUCUGCUAUUUAUUUCAUGUGUGUUUGAGAGAGAGUGUGUGUGAUAUGAGUGAUUAUUGGAACGUGUUCAUGUAAAAUACACACAUCACCUUUUUGCACCUUGUAAUGUAGAAGAAGCUGAUAGCAGCUGCUCCACACUGUCAGCAUGGAUCUUCAAGAAGAAGAAGACCACAUCUGGGAUCCUGUCCUCACACCGCACCCAUCUGCUUGGCCUCACACGAGUCUGUCUCUCUGUUCACGCCUG
This is a messenger RNA of Archocentrus centrarchus (flier cichlid), 5477 nucleotides long. It is a transcript of the gene dok4, whose product is annotated as docking protein 4. The coding region runs from base 551 to 1552 and encodes 333 amino acids. Gene Ontology annotation, biological process: cell surface receptor protein tyrosine kinase signaling pathway. NCBI's taxonomy places the organism in Eukaryota, Metazoa, Chordata, Actinopteri, Cichliformes, Cichlidae. The record is from RefSeq and is a predicted model, not a curated record. The transcript has 9 exons. Gene Ontology annotation, cellular component: cytoplasm.